Messenger RNA from Chaetomium fimeti, 1827 nucleotides. Its product is annotated as P-loop containing nucleoside triphosphate hydrolase protein. Lineage: Eukaryota; Fungi; Ascomycota; Sordariomycetes; Sordariales; Chaetomiaceae. Gene Ontology annotation, molecular function: nucleic acid binding; ATP binding; four-way junction helicase activity. Gene Ontology annotation, cellular component: cytoplasm; chromosome. The coding region runs from base 336 to 1775 and encodes 479 amino acids. Gene Ontology annotation, biological process: double-strand break repair via homologous recombination. The transcript has 4 exons. The record is from RefSeq and is a predicted model, not a curated record.
AAUGCCCAAAUCGCGGGAUGAUCAUGUCAACAACAACAACAGCCUUCGAGUUGUCUAACAUUGGUGGUAUUGAGUCGACGCCGGGUGAUAAAAAUUAGCCGAUGAUAGCGAGGUGGCAGAACGAUCAAACAAUUUAGAUUUUCGUUUCGCCGGCAGUCUGGACCUCCCACUCUUUCUCACCGGACUACUUCGUACCAAGACCGGGAACCAACUCAGAAAUCUACACCUCCCAGAAUCGAACUCGCAAAAUGCAAGAACGGGUGCGCGGCAACAAAAAGUGAAAAGACCACUAUGCUAUACAUGGCCUCUCGACGAAAUCACAAGGAUUGGGUACCAUGCCUCUCGCCAGGAGCGACUCGCUGCAGGACAUCGACUUCACCCUCCGGCGGCAGUUCAAUAAAACGACGUUCAGACCGCACCAGCGUGAGAUCAUUCUCGCUGCCCUCGAUGGGAAAGAUGUCUUCGUCCAGGCAGCCACAUCGUUUGGCAAGAGUUUAUGCUUUCAGCUGCCUGCCGUGAUAGACCCGGGGAUCACAAUCGUUAUCUCUCCGCUUUUGAGUCUCAUGAUGAACCAAGUCGAGGCUCUCCGUGCGGCCAACGUUGAUGCCCGUACACUAAACAGCAAUAUCGCUCUCUCUGAGCGGGACCGGAUCUACCAGGAUCUGGCUACGGGCCACCCGCGCACCCGACUCCUUUACGUGACCCCCGAGCUCUGCUCCUUCGACCGCUUCCGCGAGCGGCUCAAAUUCGUCUAUGAGCAGAAAGAGCUCGCCCGCAUCGCCGUCGAUGAGGCCCACUGUAUUUCAGAAUGGGGUCAUGACUUUCGCAAGGACUUCAAACGCCUCUCAUGGUUCCGCGAGACCUUUCCGGACGUCCCCAUUAUGUGUCUCACCGCCACCGCCAACGAGCAAGUCCGACGAGACAUCCUGUCCACCCUGGGGAUGGAUAAAGUGCCCGAGAGGUUGCGGAACUUCACCAUGACCGCCCACCGGCCGAACCUCCACCUCGAAGUCCGUUUCACAAGCGACGAGGCCAACGACCGCUACGACGACUUCGUCACCUGGCUCAAGGGGGUAUACUCGCGACGGGCUGCCGCCGACCGCAAACCCGAGCUAGAAGCCGCGAGCGAGCGGGUCGACAGUGUCCCGGGCAUCAUCUACACCAUCUCGCGCGACGAGUGCGAGUCCCUCGCGGCAGCCCUCCGCUGCGAGGAGAUCGGCGCGCGCCCCUUCCACGCGAAGCUGCCCAAGGGGGUCAAGGAGGAGACGCUCGCGCGGUGGAUCGCCAACGAGCCCGGGUACGACAUCAUCGUGGCUACUACGGCGUUCGGCAUGGGCAUUGAUAAGGAGAACGUGCGGUUUGUCGUGCACUGGCGCCUGCCCAAGAGCUUCGAGGGCUACUACCAGGAGGCUGGCCGGGCCGGGCGUGACGGGAACGCGAGUUACUGCUUCUUGUACUAUGCCCGCGAGGAUAGGGAUCGGGUGUGUAAUAUGGUGAUGAAGGACGGGCCGCCGGGAAAUGACAAGAACAAGCAGGCGCGGAUGCAGAGCCUGAACCGGCUGGUUGCCUACUGCGAGGAUACGAGUGGUUGUCGGCAUGCCGCGAUUUGCAAGUAUUUUGGGGAGGAGAAAGUACCAGAGUGCGAUUAUGCGUGUGACUGGCAUAAAGAUGCGGCAGGGCUAAAGAAGAGGAUGAUGCGGGGACUGGCCAGCGAGGAGUGGGUGAGUACGCAGCGGCAGGAGGGGAUGUAUGAUGAUUAUUAUUACAGCGAUUAGGGGGCGAACAAUGAGCCCUGAACGCCAAACGAGGACGGCUUAUAACGCUAGG